Messenger RNA from Fonsecaea pedrosoi CBS 271.37, 1653 nucleotides. RefSeq lists its product as uncharacterized. Gene Ontology annotation, molecular function: oxidoreductase activity, acting on paired donors, with incorporation or reduction of molecular oxygen; iron ion binding; monooxygenase activity. The transcript has 12 exons. The record is from RefSeq and is a predicted model, not a curated record. NCBI's taxonomy places the organism in Eukaryota, Fungi, Ascomycota, Eurotiomycetes, Chaetothyriales, Herpotrichiellaceae. The coding region runs from base 1 to 1653 and encodes 550 amino acids.
AUGACUUUUGCUCUCGGGCUCUUUUGGCCCUCAGUGGCCCUGGUGGUAGGUCUCGUGUACAUGGGAGCGCGACUGCUGCGCGUAGGCAUGCGUGAGGAGGGUCUGCCACCUGGGCCGCCGACGCUCCCCAUUUUAGGCAAUCUACAUCAAAUGACGGAUAAACCAUAUCUCAUGUUUGAAAAAUGGGCAAAGCAGUAUGGUCCGAUUAUGUCGGUGAAGUUAGGAACACAGACGAUGAUCGUGAUCAAUACCGAACAAGGGAUUCGCGACCUGUUCGAAAAGAGAAGUGGCAAUUACUCGGCCAAGGCGUCAAAUUUCGGCGCUGAAUUUGGCGAAAACCUCAACUUACUCUUCAGGACCAACGAUGACGUGUGGCGCCGGAUGCGCAAGAUGUAUCACCUCCGCCUCAACAUCACCGCUGCUAACAACUAUCUUCCAUAUCAGGAGUUUGAGAGUCUGCAGAUGUUGGACGAGCUGUUGGACAGACCACAAGAUUUCUGGACUGUCCUCAAGAGAUACACCACGAGUAUUGGGGCGACGGUCAUUUUCGCCAAAAGAUACCCGGAUCUCGAGGACCCCAGGGUCAAGGCACUCUACACGUGGCUCGAGAGAUUUUCGGCCCUGAUGGAGAAGACAUCUUUUGCCGACUGGUACCCAAUCUUGAAACCGUUCUAUUUCCGAGCCCCUUCCUGGAUCAGUGGUUUUCUGAAGGAAGCGGCGGAACUGAAAGAAAUGGAAACGAAACUGUGGAUGCAGCUGAUUGGCGAGGGGCAAGAAAUGCUUGAUCAAGGCAAGAUGAGACCAAGUUUUGCCAGAAAUCUUCUCUUGACCAUAGGUGCCGAAUCUGGACAGAUUGCGAAAUCGGAUGCUCUCACGUUCAAGCAGAUCGCAUUCGUGGUUGGCCAUGCGUGGCCUGCAGCAGCGGAUACCACCUACAGCACCCUCAUGGGCUUUGUAAAGGCCAUGGUUCUGUUUCCCGAGGUCCAGAAGCAAGCACAAGAGGAGCUCGAUAGAGUCGUGGGAAGCUACAGACUUCCUACCUGGGAAGACUCCCCGAACCUGCCUUAUAUCAUGGCGUGUGUCAAGGAGUCCUUCAGGUGGAUGCCAACAACAGUCGCAGGAGGCGCACCUCACGCAGCAACGAACGAGGAUAGUUACUUAGGCUACCGAAUUCCCGCAGGAGUCCCAGUUGUGAACAACGUCUGGAGCAUCAAUAACGAUCGAACGACUCCUCGUGAUUUUGAGCCCCGCCGACACUUGCCGGGCCAUAAGUUUCCCCCCGUCGGCGCGCCCAUCGGAUCAGAUACAUCCGACAAGCCUUAUACUACUUUUGGCGCGGGACGGAGAAUGUGUCCUGGUAUUCAUGUUGCUGAGAGGAGCCUGUAUACGGCCGUCGCUCGCUUGUUGUGGUCCUUCAACAUGAAACCGGCCGUAGACGAGAAGGGUAAUGUUGUUCCGAUCGACCGUGACGGCAUGACACCAGGUUUCAUGGUCACCCCUGUGCAUUACAACAUGGUGUUUGAGAGUCGAGAUGAAGAGCGAGUUGCACUGAUCCGGCGGUCUUGGAAGCAAGCAAAAAGCUUUCUGGAAGAGGAUGGGAGCUACAAUGAAGCGUUCUUUCAGCAGUCCUUCGCGACUCAGUCACUCGCUUGA